GAACACAGAGCAAAAGUAUUGGACCUUUUCUUUUUUUCUUGCCAAAUGUCUUCCAACAUUUAUGAUGACAUAAACUUGAAUGUGAGAUACACCAAGGGAGCGAGAGAGGACAGGGGACAGAGAGAGGAGAGACUUGUCGACAUCUACGAUAGUGCGGGCACCGAAGAUCGAGUUCUCAAACAGGAUGGAGGACCCCGCUCUGAGAGGCCCCCUGCAGACGCCCAGAGGAGGACUUACAGAGCUGCUGCUCUCUGUUUAGGAGUGCUGUGCAUCCUGAUGAUAACUGCAAUCAUUGCCUUAUCCAUUCACUUCACUUUAGGAAAGAACGAGCUGCAGACCAGGUACAACAAACUGAACAACAACUACAGCCAGCUGGUUUCAGGGAAGCUGUGUCCUGGAGGAUGGAAGAGAUUUGGAUGCAGUUGCUACUUUAAAUCCGAUAAGCGGAAAACAUGGUAUGAUAGCAGAUCUGACUGUGAGCAGAGAGGAGCAGAUCUGGUGGUCAUCAACAACAAAGAGGAACAGAAGUUUGUCAAUGAAUUCAAUUCACAAGGAGAGGCCUGGAUUGGUCUACAGGCCACAAAGGGAACAUCUACACCAACAGGAUGGGUGUACGAAUGGGAAUGGGUCGACGGAUCACUGCUGACAGAAAUGUUCUGGGAAUCAGGAACGCCAAACCAUUUCUCAACCCAGAACACUUCAGCAUACUGCAAUCAACAUGGACUAUGGAGACCAAAACAACCAUAUCUCUUAUAUAACUGCAUCUGUGAGAAAUAGAUUUCUUGAAUGAUUUGAUGAGGGUGGGCAGCUCUGAGAUCAGCUUUGUCAAAUUGUAACAGCUAGCGUUAUACAUUGUUUAAAUGUGUUCAUUCUGUUCUGUUUGCUGAAUUACUUGGAAUUCAUACAAAUUGUUUCUCUGGCUUUAAUGUGCGGUUUAUUCUUUCAGGUUGAUUAUAAUAAAAGUAAAUAAAGACAUGGAAUCACACAGUCUUUACUUGGCUUUGUAUAGUUAA
Molecule: messenger RNA, 1013 nt
Organism: Trematomus bernacchii (emerald rockcod)
Lineage: Eukaryota; Metazoa; Chordata; Actinopteri; Perciformes; Nototheniidae
Product: C-type lectin domain family 6 member A-like
Exons: 6
Coding region: 46-777 (243 amino acids)
Source: RefSeq, a predicted model, not a curated record